AUGGGCGAUGGGGGCGCCGAGCGCGACCGCGGACCCGCACGCCGGGAGGCGCGCGGCGGGCGCGGCGGGGACAGAGGCGGAGCGGAGGACUCGGGUGCUGAUGCUGGCCUCCGCAGCCCAAGGGAGAUUGCAGGGACCUCUGCUUCUAGCCCCGAGGGCUCCAGGGAGAGCGGCGCCGGCAGCGACGGCCACCCCGGGCUCGGUGAGGCAGACCACUACCGCCGCAUCCUGGUGCGAGAUGCCAAAGGGACCAUCCGGGAGAUCAUCCUGCCUAAGGGUCUGGACCUGGACCGGCCCAAGAGGACCCGCACAUCCUUCACGGCCGAGCAGCUCUACCACCUGGAAAUGGAGUUCCAGCGCUGUCAGUACGUGGUGGGCCGGGAGCGCACCGAGCUGGCCCGCCAGCUGAACCUCUCCGAGACCCAGGUGAAGGUCUGGUUCCAGAACCGCCGCACCAAGCAGAAGAAAGACCAGAGCAGAGACCUGGAGAAGCGCGCGUCGUCCUCGGCCUCCGAGGCCUUUGCCACCUCCAACAUCCUGCGGCUGCUGGAGCAGGGCCGCCUGCUGUCCGUGCCCAGGGCCCCCAGCCUCCUGGCGCUGACCCCUGGCCCGCUGGGCCCGCCUGCCGGCCACAGGGGCACCUCACUGGGUGACCCCAGGAACUCCUCUCCGUGCCUCAACCCAGUGACCUCGGCCUCGGCGUCCCCGCCGCUGCCACCCCCGCGGCCAGCCCUUUGCUUUUCCGCUGCCGCGCUCCUGGACCUGCCUGCCUGCUAUGAACUCGGCUCCUCGGCCUUCGAGCCCUACAGCAGGAGACCAGGCAGCCCUGGCGGUGGCAAGAAAGCCAACGUGUAA
Messenger RNA from Odobenus rosmarus divergens (Pacific walrus), 855 nucleotides. It is a transcript of the gene VAX2, whose product is annotated as ventral anterior homeobox 2. The record is from RefSeq and is a predicted model, not a curated record. Gene Ontology annotation, biological process: brain development; neuron differentiation; central nervous system development. The coding region runs from base 1 to 855 and encodes 284 amino acids. The transcript is spliced from 3 exons. Lineage: Eukaryota; Metazoa; Chordata; Mammalia; Carnivora; Odobenidae. Gene Ontology annotation, molecular function: DNA-binding transcription factor activity, RNA polymerase II-specific; DNA binding.